Molecule: messenger RNA, 4372 nt
Organism: Labrus bergylta (ballan wrasse)
Lineage: Eukaryota; Metazoa; Chordata; Actinopteri; Labriformes; Labridae
Product: adhesion G-protein coupled receptor D2
Biological process (GO): adenylate cyclase-activating G protein-coupled receptor signaling pathway; cell surface receptor signaling pathway
Cellular component (GO): plasma membrane
Molecular function (GO): G protein-coupled receptor activity
Source: RefSeq, a predicted model, not a curated record
UCCUCCCUUCAUGCUGUCAAGAGCCAGCUAGGAGGAUUCGUCUUUACUCUGGUGAGAAGUGUGUUCAACAGUAGAAAACGGGCUUCGGAUAAACUUUGCAGUUUUUAAGGAUUUAAAAAAGAAAGCUUUGAAAGGUGGUUGCAUGCUGUGUACACAGACACGACGCGAUUGGAAUGAGAAAACGCGCAAAAAAAGUUUGUAACGAAACGAAAGAAUAAGGAUGCACUGGCUAUUGUUCCCAAUUUUAAACCUCCUUGUUUGCUUUAACAACUGUAUAUCAGCCUUUACAUUGGAAACCAGAUCCCAGACACAUGAUGAGUCCUACUAUGAGUAUGUUCCUGAUCGCCUGCAAUGGAACAGAGCAGGGGAAGUGUGUAAACAGCGCUCUGGGACCUUAGCCACUGUCUCCAACAAAAUAGAGGACCAAGAGCUAACCAACUUUUUAAAGUCUUUGUACAUCACUCAGCCUGUAUGGAUUGCCAGGAAAGUCAAGACACAUCUGACAAGUCCCUCAGAGACCCAGAUUCUAGAAUUCAAUGGGCGCUCGGAAACCAAGCAUGCCCGUCUCCUUCACAAGUUCCCCUCCAUGGAUUCAGUGACUGUUUGCACUCGUCUCAGAUUUGAUCUAAACUGCUUUGGAAUAUCCACCAUCUUCUCUUACUCAAUUCAGUCCUUCAUUAAUGAGUUCCAACUCCGAGCAAACCUGAUUCAGGGCGAGCCCAUUCAGCUGGCUCUGCUGGUCCAUGGUGUCCAUGGACGUUAUCAAACAGCCUUUGACCAUGACGACUCCUGGCACUCAGUGUGCGUUACUUGGAGUCAGAAUGGACGCUGGGCUCUAUUUAAACAUGGCCUUGUUGUUGCCAGGGGUGAUGGCCUUAACAGUUCUGACAGCAUUGGCCAGGAUGGACAUUUCAUUAUCGGUCAGGAGCAGGACACCUAUGGGGGCUCAUUUAAGAAGGAUGAGUCAUUCUCAGGGAGCAUCACAGACCUACACAUAUGGGAUCGGGUACUGAACAGCAGUGAAAUCUACACCAUGGAAAAUGAGUGUUCCCCUGUUUCCUCUGGGCUGGUCUUCAAGUGGAGUGAAGCAUCAAUGGAAAUAGAGCCCUCCCUCACCAGUCUGAGGGGGGACAGCCCUUGUCAAGGAAACAUCACUAUAUUAGCAACUUCGCUUUUGGACCCCCUCCUGGAUUCUUUACAGAAUCAAACGCUUUCCUUUAAGUUAUUCCGCAGCCCUCAGUCUGAUGAGGAUUGUGGCAUCUUUGACCCUGUUACUGGGAACUUGGCCCAUGCUAACUGCGACUCAUUUAGAGGAGCUGUCUGCCAGUUCAAGAAAGAAGUCCUGGAUGUUAUCACUGUACCAAAGACACAAUUCUUCAGUAUAUUGAGCAAGAAUCCUCUGACCAAACUUGUCAUUGAGGAGCUGAGUGUAAACACUUCUCAGGAGAGAAAUCUGACAGUGCUCCAGCAGUUGAGCCAGGCUGUUCUGCAAAUGUUAGAAGCAGACGGACCAAACCUACUUACAUCCAGUGAUGUCCUCUUCCUCACCCAGAUGAUCGAGAUAGACCUGACUGCACUGGCUAGAUCUUACUCUGCAGGAGAUGACACAGCAGAGGUCAUGGUGUCCAUUGCUACAAAUUACGUAAAGGCAGCAAGUGUGAUGCUGGAGCCCCACAUGGCCAUGCAGUGGAUGGGCCUAACAGAAAAUGGGGUCAGCGUGGAGCCUUUUACUAUUGUCAAGAGCAUAGAUAAUCUUACUGAGGCUCUUGCAGACAUGCUAGCUGUUGAGGAAAGAGGCUUCACGCUUUCUACCAGGAACAUAGAUGUGUUCGUGAAGUGGCAGAAGCUGUCAGAGAACAGCCCAAGUCAUGUCUUUAAGCCGUCCACUAUCGGCUCCCGAAGCAGCAGCAGUGGUCAGGAUGAGUUACUUAUCCCUGGCACUGAGCUCCAGAGGAUUUACACACUGGGUUUUGAGGAAGUGAUGCUUAUUCAUACCCACUACAGCCGUCUGAGCGAGAUUGUAUCUGAAGUGGACCAGCCUCCACUGAGUCACCAAGAGAAAGGAAAACGAGUUCUACCAGGUCACCUGACUUCUGCUGUCAUAUCAGCCUCCGUACGUGAUACCUUCAAGGCCCAAACCAUCCCUGUGGCUGUCCAGUACACUCUGUCAUCAUCUCAUGUGGUGGAGUAUUCUCAGCGCGUCACCCCUGUUUGUGCCUUUUGGAAUUUCAGCUUCAUGCAUAAUUAUACCAAUAGCUGGUCCAGUGAUGGUUGCAGGGUGACUUUUGUCGGCUCUGGUGUCACUUCCUGCUUCUGUAAUCACACCACCAACUUUGCAGUGCUGAUGAAUUACCUGGAGUCAAAGUGGAGUCCCGAGGAAGAGCUAAUUUUAACCAAGCUGACAUUUAUUGGCUCUGGUGCAUCUCUGUGUGCGCUUGUGGUGACCUUGAUGCUGUUCACUGUACUGGAUAUUCCAAAAUCCGACAGGACGUCCAUCCAUAAGAACCUUUUCAUGUCUCUGAUCUGUGCCCAGGUGAUUCUGCUGUGCAGCGGCUCAGCCAUUCACAACAAGGUGGCAUGUACACUUGUGGCAGCACUGCUCCAUCUCUUCUUUAUGGCAGCAUUUAGCUGGAUGUUGGUGGAGGGUCUGCUGCUCUGGAGCAAGGUGGUCGCUGUCAACCUAAAUGAGGACAGACACAUGAAGUAUUACUAUCUCAUUGGCUGGGGAUUGCCUGUGUUGAUCGUCACAAUCACGCUGGCAUCAGCCUCAGGCAAAUACUCAGCUGAUGGCCACUGUUGGCUCAGUGUCCAGAAUGGGAUAAUCUGGGGUUUUGCUGGUCCUGUCAUCUUCAUCAUCAUGGUGAAUCUCAUGGUACUGACCCGGGUGGUAGUCAUUACCAUAUCCACAGCCAAAAGAAGGUCCAUCAUGUUGGCCAUGGGCACAAGUCCUGUGGAACAAGCCUAUGAACAAAUGAGGGCUGCAGUGAAAGCAGUGUUGGUGUUGCUUCCUAUUCUUGGCCUGACAUGGCUGUGUGGCGUCUUGGUGCCUUUUUCCAUUGUGAUGGCCUACAUCUUCGUCCUACUCAACUCCUUGCAGGGCCUCUUCAUCUUCCUGAUAUAUGGGGUGUACAACACAGAGGUUCGGAGCACGGUGAACAGGAUUAAGGAGAGAAGAAAAGCGCUUAAUUUUUCAAACUGUGCCAGUUCCCGACCAUCCAGCUCAGUUACCAGCUCUAGGCCUGUCAGUUACCCACUGGGAAGCAGCCCAAGCCAGGAUGAGGAGAGCACCCCAACCGACAAUAACAGCACCAACCAAGGUUCGGGGAAGGAGGAGGAGAAGACCAGAGGUCAGCUGUCCAUGCCUUCUGCUCCGGAGGGACCAGAAAAUCCCCUGAGCCAGACAUCUGAGGGCACUCAUCUGCAUAAUAAGAAGCCUUCUCUCUCAGAGGUGGAAGCCUUGCCUCCCAGUUGCAGCCUUCAUGUUCCCAUGGAGCUGGAGUUUGCAGCUUCCUGUUUCCCUCGCAGCCCUCCACCUCGGAAAAGCUACGGCCUCGUCUACGUCGACUGACCAGGCUGCUGACGGUGAUUUUAGCUUCAUGGAAUUCCUUUUGAAAUCACAGUUGGUGAAUUGUCUCCUUCUCGUUACACCAUCUUUUUUUCUGAAUCUUACAUUUUUUGUCACCUUUGAACAUUGAAGAGACACAGGAACAUUUGGUGUCGGGAACCAAAUUACCAUAUCACUGAUCAUGGACUCAUUCUGCCUUUCACUUAUUGAUGAAGAUUAUUAAGAUGUUAAGAAGCUAAACGUCUCACAUUUUGUUAACCUACAUUUUUUUUUUGUACAUUUGUAUCUUUUUCAUGGUGUAUUCUUCAUUCAUGGUUUCUCUUGUUUACAUUUGCUUGUGAAGCCUUUACUGUGUGUUGUCCAGAAAAAUGUGCAGUAAGCCUGCAGAGUGUCACAUGAAUGAGCGGUAAGUACCAGGGCUUACCAGGGCCAUGUGUCCAGUAAAUGUAAGAUGCAUAUCAUGUAACAGUGAUGUCCACCCCCCAGCCCCACAUACAGUCACACUAUGAAAUAAAGGCCAGAAUGGCAUGAAAUACUAAGCUGAAUAAUAUUACACAGCCAUUCAUCUAACACCUUGCUCUGCUUGUAUUCAGAUCAAUUACUGUAUCAAAUGAUUGCUUAAAAUAAUGAUAAAAGAAGGAAUAUGGAUUCUAUCUAUGUACCUGUACUUUUUUAUAAAGGGAUUUAUCUUCAACACUUAAAAACAAAAAAUGGUUCCUAACAUAUUUAAUCCUGAGCAGGUCCUGAUUAAAAGACGUGUUCAAAAAACAAUGUCCUACAACAUUAAAAUGGUUCAAUACAUGGGCA